This is a messenger RNA of Closterium sp. Naga37s-1, 4089 nucleotides long. The record is from the annotation of a GenBank genome assembly. NCBI's taxonomy places the organism in Eukaryota, Viridiplantae, Streptophyta, Zygnematophyceae, Desmidiales, Closteriaceae.
AUGGAGCAGGAGCUAGUGAGCUAUGCGGGCGUAGCGUGGCGGGGCCGCGUCGUGGCGGACUAUGGCCGCGAGACGGCAGCGCUCGCGCCGGCUGUCACGGAGGCGAUUAAAGACCUUUCUCCUUUCGCCACUCAGCUGUCGCUCCGGAGUCGCACUCUUCCGUUUAAGACUCUUUCCCCUUCCCUUUCCCCCCCUCCGUCUCCCCCUGCCCUCUCCCCUCCUUCCCCCUCCUUUCAACCUUCCGUCUCCCUUCCCGCCCCACUCCCUCUUACCUCCCCGCAACUCAACCCCCGACCCUUCCCCCGUUUCCCCUCCCUUCCCCGCAACCCCCCGUCGCAGGGCUGCGGGCGGGUAUUCGCGCUCAUCCAGCGCGCGCGCGACGAGCCUUUUGACUCCGCCGCUGCCUCGGUGACGGCGGAAGCGCAGCGUGCGAGCGGCGCCAACGGCGCGAGCGCCGUGGGUGGCGCAAAUGGCGCGGGCGAACCGUCUGAGCGCGCCGCCAGCGGAGCGGCCGAAUCGCAGCGCGGGAGUGACUGUAACGGGGCGGUCUUUUUUCUGAUUGGCUACGAGCCGCUGAGUAAAGACCAAGCGCGCGCGCUUCUCGGGCGGAUCCGAUGCGCGUUUCAAGACGCCGUGAUUGCCGCUGGCAAAGCUGCUGCUCUUAACGAAGCACGCGCGGGGGGAGGCGCGGGGGGAAGGGGUGGGGAAAAAGGGGAGGGAGGGGAAGCUGACGCGGACGCGCAGCUGUUGGCGCUGAAGCGGGAGAUAGAGGAGGCGCAGGCGCAGCUGGAGAGGCUGCAACGGGGGGAGGUGGCAUCUGCUUCGCAGGGCGAAACGAAGGAUGGCGAGCCGCAUCAGGGCGAAGCGCAUCAGGGUAGCAUUUCCCAGCCACGACAAGAGUCGGAAUUGCAGCAGCAGCAGCAGCAGCAGGAGGGGGAGGUGGGAACUGAGGGGCUGCGCUUGGCUGGCAGAUCUUUGUCUGUAUCCAUCUCCCUGGACCAAUACGACGAGAGCACUGACGUCAGCAAGCACCUGCAGUCGUGGCACAAGGAGAGUGCAGCUUUUCACGCAACCGCUGAUGCGUCACCACGUGCUCAUGCUGACGUGGCAGCAGCUGCCAGUGAUCAAGUGCCAGCUGGCAGUAUCGUCCCAGCCUUCCGAGACGCUAACGCUGUUGUGCCGAAGCAGAAUCUGCCUGGAAGCUUCACUCCCACUUUAAACCACCCUCCGUGGGGUGUAAUUAGCACUCCUGCAGCAGCAGCAGUAGUUAAUCCCCCAUCGCUCCACAGUGGUAUUGAGUUGUAUCAGAGUUACACAAACGGGGAUACUGCAACCACCACAGGAACUGGCAUCAUGGCUGACGUGGCCGCCACGUCAGCAGCGGGCCGUGCUACAGCUGGCUACGACGAUUCUGCUGAGCUCAGCAACAGGCGGCCGCCGAGCUUCUCGCUGGAAGAACCAGGAGACGAAAAGGAGGCGGCGCAAAAAACUGAUUUCCGGGCGGCAGAAACCGUCUUCAGCGCACAACAGACAAAUGUUUUUGAGGCAGCAGAAGGAAUGAGUUUUCCUGCCAUGGUUGGUUUUGAGUCGACUCCAACUCAGCCGGGAAGCGGAGGAGGAAAGGGGGGGGCUAUAGCAAAUGGGGGAGGCGGUGGAGAAACUCUUGACCUGGAGGAGCUCUGCAGGGAUUCAGGAGAUUUUUCAGGUGGAUUUUCAGGUGAAUUUCCGCGCGAUUCUUCACAGGGGAGUUCCCAGGGGAGUUCCCGAGGUAAGAAAGGGUUGGCUUCUCUGUUCAGGUUCAAGACUGCCACGUCAGCAUCUGCUGGUAGGUCACCCAAGGGGGGUUGGGCAGGGCUAGGAGGAGAGAAGGUAAAGACUCCAAAAGGGGAGGAGGGAGAGGCAGAGUGUGACAAUAACGAGAGUGGUGGUAAAGAAGGUGAUUCUAGUGGAAGGAGGCUGACGAUAUGGGGUAAGGGGAGUAGCAAGGAUGGGAGUGGGAAGGAGAAAGGUGGGAAGAAGGGAAGUGGGAAGGAGAGGAGUGGGAAAAAGGGUGUUCGCUGCAACAGCAGCAGCAAUCUCGCUGCACAGGGCACUGAGAGUGACGUACUCGCUAUAGACAGCUCCAUGAGCAAUAUAAGCAGCCCGUUAACAGGAACGCCUAAUUCUGGCACUCCCCUUGCCGGCACCCCACAGGCCGGCACCCCUCAGGCCGGCACGCCCAAGUCGCUCACUCCCCGCUCUGCCACGCUGCCUUCGUUCCAACUGCCCGUGGAUAGCAGUCCCCGGCACCCCGUCAGCAGCCCCAAAAUCCACGUCAGCAGCCCCAAGUUCCACGUCAGCAGUCCCAGGCACGGGAUCAGCGUCAGCGGUGGGAGAGCGAACGGCAGGGCAAGAGCACCAGCGGCAGCGGCAGCGGCGGCAGUGGCGGGAGCAACGGUGGCUUAUAACGAGCCGCGCUCUAACGAGGAUGACUCGGAGCAGCUCUCGUUAAGCCGGGCCGGUAGCAGUGUUGGGGGCGCGGUGGUGAGUGGUAAGCAGGGGCGCAGCGGGGUUGAGAGUGGUGGUAGCAGUGGCGGCGGCAGCAGCAGAGAGAGCAGCCCGGCUAGGCCGUUUGGUGCAGGAGGGAGGAGUGCGAGUGUGGGGGCUCUAAGCACGCUGCUGGGAAGGUCGAGAGAGGAGGGGAGGGUGAGAGAGGAGGGGAGGAUGAGGGGAGAGGGGAGGGUGGAGGGUAAGGGGGAGAGGGAAGGAGAGGGGAGGGGCAGUGUGGAAAGUGGUGUCAGUGCUGCUCCUGCUGCUGUUGCUGCUGCUGGUGGUGGUGGUGGUGUUGCUGGUGGUGGUGCUGGUGGUGGUGCUGCUGGUGGUGCUGUAGGGGGUGGGUUGAUGGGAAUGUGGGCGGCAGCAGCAGGGAGCAACUCUCUUAGCAGACAGCCCAGCAGUAGCAACUUCUUGACUGGUAACCGCGUAACGGACGCCGUGCGUGCUGGUUCGGAUGAUGGCAUGGGUGAUGGUAUGGGUGAUGGUAUGAGUGAUGGUAUGGGUGAUGGUAUGGGUGAUGGUAUGGGUGAUGGUGCAGGCGCUGCUGCUGGUGCUGCUGCUGCUGGUGGUGGUGGUGGUGGUGGUGUUGGUGGUGCCACUGCCGCUGCUGGUGGUGCUGCUGGUGCAGUAGCUUCCACCCCUCCUGGCACUCACCACCUCUUCUCCCCCACUGGUUCGCUCUUCUCCCCUGCUAGGAGGAAGAAGGGCGAGGGGAAGGGAGAGACGGGGAAGCAGGAGAAGGGGAAGGGUGGGGAGGCGGCGGGGGCGGUCGGAAUGGGUAAGGGCGCGCAGGGGGAUUUGACCGAGGAGGAGGAAGAGUGGGAUGAGGACGAGGAGGAGGAGGAUGAGGAGGAAGAGGAGGGGGAGGGAGGAGGGAUCGAUGCCUGGAAGCUUCUGGAGGAGGGGAAGGGAGGGGAGGGAGGAGGGAGGAGCAACCGCCGGGUGUCUCUAUCGGGCUGGCCGGGUGGGGGUGCGUUGGGUGUGAAGAGCAAGAGCGUGGGGGGGAACAGUGGGAGCCGGGACAGACGCAGGAUGAGCGUGAGUGGGGUGGUGCGUGGGACGGAUGCAAAAGCAGCAGUUGCUUCUCGAGUUGCUGCUACAGCUGCUGCUACAGCUGGGGCUGCUGUGGGUGGUGAGGAGGAGGAUGAUGGGGGAUGGGCACAGGGUGAGGAGGAGGAGGAUGGGGGAUGGGCACAGGUGCUGGGCCAGAGGGCGGGGGUCAAGUCCAAGGGGAGGUCUCCACACACCUGCCACACCGCAUCAGCCGCCAUGGGAAAGGGAACGGGUAGUUUCGGUAAGCGCCGCAACAAGACGCACACGCUGUGCCGGCGCUGCGGUCGCCGCUCAUACCACAUUCAGAAGAGCCGAUGCGGUGCCUGCGGCUACCCCGCUGCGCGCGUGCGCAAGUUCAACUGGAGCGUGAAGGCUAUCAGGCGCAAGACCACGGGCACGGGCCGCAUGCGGUACCUCAAGGACAUGCCCCGCCGCUUCAAGAACGGAUUCCGUGAAGGAACACAAGCACCCCCUCGCAACCGGGUUGCAGCCUCCUCUUAA